Messenger RNA from Penicillium manginii, 762 nucleotides. RefSeq lists its product as uncharacterized. The transcript has a single exon. The coding region runs from base 1 to 762 and encodes 253 amino acids. Lineage: Eukaryota; Fungi; Ascomycota; Eurotiomycetes; Eurotiales; Aspergillaceae. The record is from RefSeq and is a predicted model, not a curated record.
AUGAGUUCUCCGGAAAUCGGCAAAAGAGCGUGGCACCGCACCACCAUCUUCAACAUCUCGAUUAUUGCAGUAUGCGCUUUCAUCGCACCUGGCCUAUGGGCUGCAAUGAACGGAUUAGGGGGAGCAGGCUCAGCAGAUCCUUAUUACGUGAAUGCUGCAAAUGCGGUUAUCUUCUGUCUGCAGUUCGUGGUCUGCAUCUUCGGAAGUUCUCUCAUAGCAAAAAUCGGCCUCAAAUGGGCUUUUUCAUGUGGCAUGAUCGUAUUUCCGAUUUAUGCAUCUAGUGUGUAUUGCAAUAUCAAAUACAACAACACAUGGUACAUCAUGCUCGCUUGUGUGAUUGACGGCAUCUUGUCAGGUAUAUUUUGGCUCACAGAAGGCGCAAUUGUACUGGCAUACCCGGAAAAGCAUCGACGGGGAAAAUACCUGGCUUAUUGGCUUGCUAGUCGCAUCGUGGGGCAGAUGAUAGGUGGCGCUGUCACACUGGGGGUUAAUGCCGAAAAUAAAGAGAAAGGUCAUAUCAGUGUGCAGACUUACCUUGUAUUCAUUUCAAUUCAAGCUAUUGGACCGUUCAUCGCAGCAAUGCUAUCGCCGCCCGAAAAAGUACAGCGAUCCGACCGGACAAAAGUCAUUAUCAAUUUACCACAAGGCCUCAGUACUGAGAUCCAGGCCAUGUGGAGACUUUUGCGGAGAAAAAGAGAUACUACUUCUCUUACCCAUGAUCUUCCAAAGUGUCUUCUCAGAGGCUUUCUUUUCGACCUAUAA